AUGAAUUGGCAUCUAUUAAUUUAGUAUCUGCCGGCUAUGCUGCGAAGACUGAUAUGCCAAUAAAUACUGGGUUCGGAUCUGGGUCUAGCAUCUUGAUGCCAUCAGCCGGGUUGGACGAUAGAUCGAAAAAUCACAAAACAUGACGGAAUGUGUUCCUGUACCAAGCUCUGAACACGUUGCCGAAAUUGUUGGUCGACAAGGAUGCAAAAUUAAAGCACUGAGAGCAAAAACAAAUACUUAUAUCAAGACCCCAGUUCGGGGAGAAGAACCUGUAUUUGUGGUAACAGGACGCAAGGAGGAUGUGAACAAGGCUAAACGUGAAAUACUCUCAGCAGCGGAUCAUUUUAGUUUAAUUCGGGCGUCGCGCAAGCCCUCGAUGGAAGGUUCAAAUAGUAGCAGCACCGCUCUAUCGGAAAAUAGUACAACGUGUUUAUCCAUAAAUAGUUGCAUCGGUAUUGUUGCUCGCACAACCCAGGCGGGUCCACCAUGUUUACCAGGCCAGAUUACCAUACAGGUUCGCGUACCAUAUAGAGUGGUUGGCUUGGUGGUUGGACCUAAAGGUGCAACCAUCAAGCAUAUACAACAGGAGACACAAACCUAUAUUGUCACGCCGUCAAGGGAAAAAGAGCCGAUAUUUGAGGUAACCGGACUGCCCGAGAAUGUCGAAACGGCACGCAAGCAAAUUGAGGCGCACAUUGCAUUAAGGACGGGUAAUAACAGUACGCAGGGCAGUGAAAAUGGUACUGAAUCAACAGACUCGUCGACUGACUAUACAUCAACUCUGAAUACUAUUAAUACCAUGUCGCAAAUAUUGAACGAUGACAUUAACGCGGAUAUACUAUCUUCUAUGUAUGCGAUUGAUUCAGAUGCAAUGUCGUGUAAUUUCACUUCUGCCGAUAACACACAAAACAUUUCGAAUUUAGUUACAACUUCAACAAUUACAAGUUUGUCAAAUUGCUUUGAAAGUGUUGAACUAGGGACAUUGCUAAUGCUGUAAAUACGUCAAUUUUGCCACCUUCGUCAACUGUU
Drosophila sulfurigaster albostrigata is the source of this 1029-nucleotide messenger RNA. RefSeq names its product RNA-binding protein MEX3B. The transcript is spliced from 2 exons. The record is from RefSeq and is a predicted model, not a curated record. Gene Ontology annotation, molecular function: RNA binding. Lineage: Eukaryota; Metazoa; Arthropoda; Insecta; Diptera; Drosophilidae. The coding region runs from base 140 to 997 and encodes 285 amino acids.